Messenger RNA from Neolamprologus brichardi, 1724 nucleotides. The record is from RefSeq and is a predicted model, not a curated record. Lineage: Eukaryota; Metazoa; Chordata; Actinopteri; Cichliformes; Cichlidae.
UACCUCUAGUCACACUAAGGCUCGAGACAGGUUUUGGUUUCUGUUAACCUCAAGAUCCAGGCACUGGAAGUAUACCAAGUUACGGUCUGUGAUUUUUUUAGGAAAGCUGCUUUAUCUUACACAUCUCCAGCUGACAGAGUGGAAAAAACAUGACAAACAUCACUCGACAUAUUGUCACACACCUUCUGACAUUCUCGCUGCAGAACGGGGAAGUGCAGAGCGUUGAGGAAGCUCAGAACCGUCUUUCCUUCCUGGCUCAGAAUAAAAAGCUAUGGAGUCAACAGAUGUACCUGGAUGUGGGAACAGGGGGCAUUUAUCUCAGAGACGUACAGAGUCAGGACGAGCUGGAGAGCUACGCCUUCAGAUCCAUCUUCCGCUGUCAAGCUGUUAACACAGAAAAACACUUCCCAUCCCUCCUUAUGUUAGUCUGCCAAGGUGACGAUCAGAAGAAGCCAGACAUCCACUUCUUUAACUGUGAAACGGUGAAGGCACAGCAAAUCUGCGACGAAGUCACUCUGGCUUUGAGAACAUUUCUCUUUAAAGGACACGUGAAGGGCAGAGACAUGUGGCUUCAGAGUGGAGGAGAUAUGUUCGACCCCUAUAACAUACCAAGUCCUCCCAUGCUGCAUGCUCCUAAUCCCCCACCUGUCAACCCUCCACCUUACCCUGGACCCAGAGCAAAUGGCGGACCUGAUAUCUCUUUCCUGCGAGCAGAGAGAGAAGUGGGGAUCCUUAAUCACUGUUUCGACGAAAUCGAGGCCUUCAUGGGCAAGCUGCAGCAGACUGCUGAAGCUGCAACGGUGCUGAACCAAAGAAAGAAGAAGAAGAAGAAAAGUAAAAAGCAAAGCGCUGAAGGUUUUUUGGAUUUGUUGUUACAUCUGUGGUUUGAUGUUGGGCUAUCGGGCAGAAGAAUGAUGGUAAAAACAACAGGAGGACCAGCUUUUGGAGCCGCCAUAUCCAGUCCUGCCCUGACCAGCUCUGCUGUGUCCCUUCUACAAGAUACCCUGACUGAGGAGGAGAGGCAGCUCUGGACGUCGCUGGGACCCAACUGGACACACCCUCGGUCUCAGCUGCGUGGGCCUGUAGCUCCAUACACCCCAGUGUUCUUUGAUGGCUGGAAGCCAGAAGCCUUGAAGCCUGACGGGCAGGUUUGGGAGGAUCCGGUCGAGUCACAGCACAAACUCGAAGCCCUUCGAGAAAAACAAGAGGUUCCAGCUGCGCCUCCACUUUCCAAGAAUGUCACUCUUGCCCCACCCACCCCCCCUGCUCUUCCCAAAACCACCCCCACCCACUCCCCACAGCGCCCACGCAGCUUACCAUCAUACAACCAGCAUGUGCAAGCUGUUGAGGACAAUGACAAAGUCACGCUGGUAAAUGACGAGCUGCUCCAGAGACUGACCAAUGGAAAGUCCAAUAUGAACAAACCCCUCGUCAUCCCUCGCUCUGCAGACACCUCCCUCCCCCUUGACUACCACUCUCCUCCAGAGGAGGUGGCUGAGUGGCUCAGAGGGAAGGGCUUCAGCAAACCGACAGUGUCAUGUUUGGGUGUGCUGACAGGCGCCCAGCUGUUCUCUCUCAACAAAGAAGAGCUGAAAGCUGUGAUUCCAGAGGAGGGUGCCAGAGUGUACAGUCAGCUCGCUGUGCAAAAAUCACUGCUAGAGGUAAGCGAAAAGAGAACAGCUAUAUCUUUUAAAGGGAAGCCAUAUCAAAGGCUUCAAUAUUAA